AUGCAGUUCCUCACCGCCCUCACUACCCUCACCACUCUCCUCUUCACCACCCUCACCCUUGGCGCUGCCAUCGACACACGCGAUACCAAUGACCUCCAGCAAGAGGUUGAUAACCAGCUAUGCAGCCCCAAGGGAAGCGCUUGUGGCCCAACACAGGGUGAAUGCUGCCCGACCUUGAAUUGCUUCAUCCCGCCUCGUAGUGGUUGGGAGCCCGCUGAGUACAACUUCGAGCAGGGAGCGCCCAAUCAUCCAGUCGCUAGUAUGACGGUGUUACCAUAAAACAGGGCUUUAAUUACUAUGACUGGUGGAUGGUGGUGAAGCUCUUUUAUAAUUUACUUUUAUUUAAAAGAUGUCUAUUUAUUUUAGAUUGUACCCUACAAAACUUACUAUCAACAUAUACACUUCUCUUCCUU
Molecule: messenger RNA, 413 nt
Organism: Talaromyces proteolyticus
Lineage: Eukaryota; Fungi; Ascomycota; Eurotiomycetes; Eurotiales; Trichocomaceae
Exons: 2
Coding region: 1-279 (92 amino acids)
Source: RefSeq, a predicted model, not a curated record